GGGGGAAGGAACAUUUUUAACCACUUCCCGUCCGGUCCAUGUAUAUAAACGGCCAGACGGGAGCAGUGCAGGGGCGGGUGGCCGUUUAUAAACUUCCUCCUCACUUCCCUGCUUGUGCGUGCUCCCUGGGAGAGCACAGCACCAUGAUCCAGUGCCUGCUGUAUCUGGAGGACACAGCAGAACACUGAUCAUUGUACGGGACCUCUGUGUGAGCUCGGUCAUGUGAUCAGCUGUGUCCAAUCACAGCUGAUCGCAUGUAAACAGGGAAAUGCCGGUUAUCGGCAUUCCU
This is a messenger RNA of Staurois parvus, 289 nucleotides long. Lineage: Eukaryota; Metazoa; Chordata; Amphibia; Anura; Ranidae. The record is from the annotation of a GenBank genome assembly.